Molecule: messenger RNA, 655 nt
Organism: Plectropomus leopardus (leopard coralgrouper)
Lineage: Eukaryota; Metazoa; Chordata; Actinopteri; Perciformes; Serranidae
Source: RefSeq, a predicted model, not a curated record
UCUGUCUCGUGUGUCUCUCUGUGUGUCUCUGCAGGACCACUGUCACUAUCAGGGCGUCGUUCAGGACAUGGAGGGCUCCACUGUCGCCAUGAGCAUCUGCAAUGGCCUCCGAGGAGUGCUGCAUCUCAUUGACGACAGUUACGGCAUCGAGCCAUUAGACUCCUCCCCCGACCAGCACCUGGUGUACCGCCUGCAGGAUGUGACAUCACAGCCUCAUGGGUGUGGCACGCCACACGACGACGAGCAUGACCACGAUAACAACGCCACGGAGCACACUCAGUUCAAACCGGAGGAAAUCCAGCACAGACAGCACGGCAGGAUGAAGCGAGCUAUUCUUCAUCAGACUCACUACGUGGAGCUGCUGCUCGUGGUCGACAAAGACCGGUAUAAUUAUAUGAACAUGAACGAGACGGCAGUGAGGGAAGAGAUGGUUCAUCUGGCCAACUUUAUAGACAGCAUCUACAUCCAGCUGAACGUACGAGUGGUCCUGGUCGGCCUGGAGAUCUGGACUCAGCAGAACCUGAUCAGCACCGACGGAGCAGCCGGAGAGGUGCUGAGUCGCUUCACACAGUGGAGAGAAAAGGAUCUGGUGCCCCGCCGCCGCCAUGACUCAGCACAACUCAUCCUGUCAGUGCACGCUCACACACACACACAU